This is a messenger RNA of Cannabis sativa, 1496 nucleotides long. RefSeq names its product fruit protein pKIWI502. The record is from RefSeq and is a predicted model, not a curated record. The coding region runs from base 378 to 1265 and encodes 295 amino acids. Gene Ontology annotation, molecular function: oxidoreductase activity. The transcript is spliced from 5 exons. Lineage: Eukaryota; Viridiplantae; Streptophyta; Magnoliopsida; Rosales; Cannabaceae.
GAAACCGGUUUUGUUUUUCUUUUUCAAGUGUAAAUGACACACCCUACUUCAGUUAGACAAUAAAUGUUCCUAGUUCGAAGAUGUUCAUAACUAAUUUUCUUUUUAAUGGUGUGUUCAUAACUAAUUUUAAUCACUAUCUAAAAAAAUUAAUUCAUAACUUAUCUCUCCACCAAUCCAGGACACCAUUCACAAUUUGCCACGUGGAUCUCAAUCAAUAGAAAAUGACCAUCAUACCCCUCUCUCACACACACACACAAACCUCUUUACCGGUCAUCCCCUUAUUUCCUUCGCCGCCGCCAUUUACGUGUUCGAACUUCGAAGCUUCAGCCGAGCCGAACUCAAAUAAAUAAAUAAAUAAAUUUAAAAAAAAAAGAAAAAUGUCAAUAGCUUUCUCACCAGCUCCGCUUCCCCUACGCACCCAUGCGCACUUUAACCCCUUCCUUCCUUCCAUGUCUAUCGUGCGCCACCUAACGCUACGCCACAACCACCACCGUCGCCGCUUCGCUAGCCUCGCCGUCGCCGCUGCUGUACGUCAAGACACCACAGUUUGGACACCAGCGCCUCUCUCCGUCGUUGAAUCGGCUGCUGAAUCUCUCUUCCACGUCACCAUCGACCUCUCCGAUUCGCCUGACUUAGCUUCUUCUCAUACACGAGCCGGUCAGUACCUUCAGCUUAGGGUUCCUGAAUCGGAUAAGCCUUCGUUUCUGGCGAUCGCUUCGCCGCCGGGUUUGGGUUCGGCUAAGGGAGUUUUUGAGUUUUUGGUGAAGAGUGUGGAGGGUUCGACGGCGGAACUUCUUUGUCGGCUUAAGAGAGGUGAUGUUGUUGAGAUUGGACCGGUUAUGGGAAAUGGAUUCGAUGUUGAUCGAAUUCAUCCUCCGGAGGAGUUUCCUACUGUUCUUAUCUUUGCUACUGGAUCUGGAAUUAGUCCUAUACGGUCUCUGAUAGAGUCAGGAUUUAGUGCUGGCAACCGAUCUGAUGUCAGAUUAUAUUAUGGGGCAAGAAACCUUCAGAGAAUGGCUUAUCAGGAUAGAUUUAAGGAGUGGGAAUCUUCUGGUGUUAGUGUGGUGCCAGUUUUAUCACAACCAGGUGAUGAUUGGAAAGGUGAAACUGGUUAUGUGCAGGCAGCUUUUAAAAGAGCCAAGCAAAUUUUUAACCCUCGCUCCACUGGGGUAGUACUCUGUGGACAGAAGCAGAUGACAGAGGAAAUUACCUCAAUUCUUGUUGAAGAGGGUGUAUCAACUGACAAAAUACUAAAAAAUUUUUGACCAUCCAAAAAUGUGUCUUAUUGUUAUAGUAGUAUUUAUUUGUUCCAAAUGUUGAGUAUAGAAUAUAUCUCAGCUCGGAAAUCACAAUAAGGAAUCUUAAUAUUAAGAGUUAGAACUUUACAUUAUGAAGUUAUAGUAGUGUGGCUAGUGAGUGGCCUACAAUGCCAAUAGUUUUCAUCAAUGUAGAAAUCAUUGUAUAAUUGAAUUUUCCAAUUUUACCUUUUCCUACAA